AUAAACCCUCUAUAAAACAACACUCGAUUACUUGUUUUUUCUGCACAAACUUCUCCAUUCAACACUAUUUCUCUCUCUCGUAUGGCGAUGUUUUUCAAAGGAGAUAAAGUCGAAGUAUGCAGCAAGGAAGAAGGGUUCUUGGGUUCUUACUACCAAGCUAAGAUAUUAUCCCCGUUGAACGACAAUACUCUUUAUAGAGUGCAGUACAAGAACCUGGUUGAAGAAGAAGAUCAGACUCGGCCUCUGGUUGAGAUAGUUUCAGCCGACGAGGUCCGACCAGUGCCACCUCCAGUAACCUUCACAAAAGCUACUCAGGUUUUCCAUUAUCUGGACUCGGUGGAUGCUUUCGACAACGAUGGUUGGUGGGUGGGGAAGAUCACUGGGAGACAGGGAUCUAAAUAUUGGGUUUAUUUUGAAACUACCAGAGACGAGAUUGCUUACCCCGUUUCUCGAUUGAGACAUCAUCUUGAAUGGCGCGAUGGCCACUGGAUUCUUGCCAACAACACCUUCUUCUGAUAUUCAUCGCUGUUUCUUCAUGGAUUCUGUUUUUCUUUUAGUGUCUAUUUGAUGUAAGGACCUGUUCUCAAUUUCCUCUAUGAAUUAACUCUUGCUUCGGCACCAAGCAAUCAGCAACUUAAUUAAGGAGAAAAGCUGAUGUACUGUUUCAACUUAAUUUUCAUUAAUACCAAUUUUAUUUUACUUAUAAUUAAAAUCAACAAGCACAAUGGCACACAUUAUUAUUUUUGCGAAGAGCAUCCCUACAAAACUGUGGUGUUGUACAGAAAUAUUUAAAGCAGCUGCCAUCAGGGGCUUCAUCGUCUUUCCCAUGCUCACAUGCACCACGGAUGAGGAUGAUUGUUUAAUUUUCCUCCAUAAUUGUAA
Molecule: messenger RNA, 882 nt
Organism: Gossypium raimondii (Peruvian cotton)
Lineage: Eukaryota; Viridiplantae; Streptophyta; Magnoliopsida; Malvales; Malvaceae
Product: protein AGENET DOMAIN (AGD)-CONTAINING P1
Exons: 1
Coding region: 82-516 (144 amino acids)
Source: RefSeq, a predicted model, not a curated record